AGAGGAGGAAGGCAAUGCUUCCGUUGGACCCGCUGCCUGUUCGGCAUCGGUUACAUAACAGCCAUGCAGCAGCAGAAAGUGGACAAGGGGUUCAUCCAGGGGGUGCUCAGUGCUAGGCUCUUCCGUUGGACUGACCCGCUGCCUGCUCGGCAUCGGUUACAUAAUACCUUUGACGGUCACUAUUCAGCGACUCCUCUCGCAACCUCCGCACAUGGUGUUUGUCACUCUACACCGACUUCUCUCGUGACUUUCACCGGCUGUGCUGGUGCAUAUGACUCCAUCGACACACGCGUUCUCUUGGCGCUUGGGGCUUGUCUACAUGCACCCUCGUCUUCUUCAUCGGCCUCUGCAGACGACGAUGUUUAUGCUAUACCGUCUCCUCUAGCGGCUUCCACGGGUGCAUCUACGUCCACCUCUUCAGUUGAGCCCCUGACUGAGCAGGAGAUUACGCGACUUCGAUACCUGCUAGCCGCUUCCUCUGGUUCUUCACCGACAGGUUCUACUGGUUCUGCUACCGACUCUUCUGGCAAUGUGAGACCACCUUCAACACAGUCAGGUACAUCUCCAUGGAUUCUUGAUACUGGAGCAUCUUUUCAUAUGACUCAUGAUUCAUCCACUUUGUCUUCUAUUCGAGCUCUCGAUUCUCCUGUUCAUGUUCUUACUGCUGAUGGUACCUCCCUCCCGGUUAAUGGUCGAGGCAUUUUUAGCACUUCAUCUUUUCAUGUUCCUGAUGUUGCUCAUGUUCCUCGACUUGCCAUGCAGCUUAUUUCUGCUGGUCAGGUUGUUUGACUCUGGUUGUCGGGUCAUUCUUGACUUUGACUCAUGUUCUGUUCUAGACCGUUACACUGCUGCUCUCCUUGGUGCUGGUCCACGGCGUCGUGGCUCUCAGGGUCUCUGGGAGCUUGACUGGCUUCACCUUCCCUUCGCUGCCACCGCCGCCAGUCUUUCCCCCUCUGUUGCCUUGUCUACCAGCUCUUUUCAGCAGUGGCAUCAUCGCCUUGGUCACUUGUGUGGCUCUCGUCUCUCAUCCUUAAUUCGACGUGGUCUUCUUGGAUCCGUCUCCAGCGGUGUGUCUUUAGACUGUCAGGGUUGUCGGCUUGGUAAACAGGUCCAGUUACCUUAUCCUCAUAGCGACGCUGUGUCUCAGCGUCCUUUUGACCUUGUUCACUUCGAUGUAUGGGGUCCAGCUCCAUUUGCCUCGAAAGGAUGUCAUCGCUACUAUAUUAUCUUUAUAAAUGAUUUCUCUAGAUACACCUGGAUAUAUUUUAUGUCUUCUCGUAGUGAGGUGUUAUCUAUCUAUCAGCGUUUUGCUGCCAUGGUUCACACUCAGUUCUCUACGCCUAUUCGUGUUUUUCGUGCUGACUCUGCUGGAGAGUAUAUCUCCAAGAUGUUGCGUGGAGUCCUUGCCAAGUAGGGUACUCUUGCCCAGUUCUCUUGUCCUGGUGCUCAUGCUCAGAAUGGCGUGUCUGAGCGCAAGCAUCAUCACCUUCUUGAGACGGCUCGUGCGAUAAUGAUUGCCACCUCUCUUCCGCCUCACUUUUGGGCCGAGACUGUCUCCACUUCCGCCUAUCUCAUCAACCUUCAGCCGUCCAUUGCUUUGCAGGGUGGCGUUCCUUUCGAGCGUCUCUUUGAUCGUUCUCCCGAUUACUCGGCGCUUCGUUUGUUUGGUUACAUUUGCUAUGUUCUUCUUGCCCCUCGGGAACGCACCAAACUGUCUGCUCAGUCGGUUGAGUGUGUAUUCUUAGGUUAUAGCGAUGAGCAUAAGGGCUAUCGUUGUUGGGAUCCUGUCGGUCGUCGGAUGUGUAUUUCUCGGGAUGUGAGGGUGUGUUUGGAUCUCGACCAAAACCAGCCUUACCAAAAAAUUGGCAAGCCCGUCAAAUUUGGUGGCCGUUUGGACUAGUACCAAAGAAUUGGCACGCCCAGCACGCCUGCCAUACGUCAGUGUAGUUUUGGCCAACGCACGGGCGAGUUCAGGGCGGCGAAAAGCUUCGCCAACAUUUUGGCAUUGUGUCGUGCACUCUCUGCCUUGGUGGGUCCCAGGUACCUUCCCCUUUAUUUUAUUAGUAUAUGGUGCAUGCAAGCUAUAAUUAAUCUGUGGGUCCUCACAACAUGCAUGUAGCAGGCUACUCCGCAUGUGUACCAACCAAAUAUGAAUGGCUGCAAUCCAAACGAUGGCCACUUGCCAAAAAAUUGGUCAUGCCCUUCUAUUGAUAAUGCCAAAAAAUUGGUGGGGCAAGAUGAGGCACAAUCCAAACAGCCCCUGACUUUUGAUGAGUCUGGUCCCUUCUACCCGCGUCCAUCUUCCUCGACCUUUUCAGUAGAGGAUAUAUCUUUCCUCACUUUUCCUGGCACACCUAUCACUCCCGUUGAGCCCUUGCACGCCCGUCCUGUUGCCCUUGCUUCUCCCACUAUUGCAGAUCCGACGUCACCAUCUCCUAUGGUUUCCUCAUUUCGCUUGUCACAGGAUUCUGCACCUUCAUCCUGGUGACUUCUUCGUCUCCAUCCCCUGAGUCUACCUCGGCUAUUCCUCGUAUUAUUCCAUCUUUUCCUCAGUAUUACACUCGUCGUCCACGUGUUGUGGAUACAUCUACUGAUGAGCCAUCUACUUCUGAUGUGCCAUCUUCGUCCUCUCAGCCUAUGUAUGGCUUGCGUCCUAGUCCGCUUCCGCCUGUUGAUCGCCUUGGUUUUCCAAGCGCUGGUGCUGCUGUUCUUGAGCCGACUUCUUAUCGUCAAGCUGCUGUUCAUCCUGAAUAGCAGUUUGCGAUGGCAGACGAGCUUGUUGCUCUUGAGCGCACCGGCACGUGGGACCUUGUUUCUCUUCCUCCUGGUGUUCGUCCAAUCACUUGUAAGUGGGUCUAUAAUGAAGACCCGCUCUGAUGGUUCUCUUGAGCGCUACAAAGCUCGUCUUGUGGCUUGUGGCUUUCAGCAGGAGCAUGGUCGUGAUUACGAUGGGACUUUUUCUCCUGUGGCCCAUAUGACCACUAUUUGCACACUUCUUGACGUGACCUCUAUGCAUCAGUGGUCUGUGUCUCAGCUUGAUGUUAAGAAUGCCUUUCUUAAUGGUGAGCUACGUGAGGAGGUUUACAUGCAGCCUCCACCUGGGUAUUCUGUUCCUGAUGGCAUGGUAUGCCAUCUUCGUCGCUCUCUCUAUAGCCUUAAGCAAGCCCCUCGAGCCUGGUUUGAGCAUUUUGCCUCUGUGGUGACUGCCGCUGGUUUUAUAGCGAGUGCUCAUGAUCCAGCGUUGUUUGUCCACCUUUCAGCUCGUGGUCGGACUCUUCUUCUUCUCUAUGUCGAUGACAUGAUCAUCACUGGUGACGACCCCGAGCAUAUUGCCUUUGUGAAGGCCUGUCUUAGUGAGCAAUUUCUUAUGUCUGAUCUUCGCCCUCUUCGCUACUUUCUUGGGAUCGAAGUCUCUUCUACCUUUAAUGGCCUUUUCAUUUCCCAGGAAAAGUAUAUCCAGGAUUUUCUUGCUCGUGUUGCUCUUACUGAUGACCGAACUGUUGAGACUCCCAUGGAGCUCAAUGUUCACCUCCGCGAUACUGAUGGUGACCCCUUGUCUGACCCGACGCGUUAUCGUCAUCUUGUUGGGAGUCUUGUCUAUCUUGCUGUCACUCAUCCGGAUAUCUCUUAUCCAGUCCAUAUUCUGAGUCAGUUUGUCUCUGCUCCCACUUCGGUUCACUAUAGUCACCUCCUUUGUUCUUCGAUAUCUUCGUGGCACGAUCUCUCACCGUCUGUUCUUCCCUCGCUCCGGUUCAUUACAGCUUCAGGCCUAUUCAGAUGCUACGUGGGCUAGUGAUCCCUUGGAUCGCCGUUCACUUUCUGCUUACUGUGUUUUUCUUGGUGGUUCUCUCAUUGCCUGGAAGAUGAAAAAACAGACAGCAGUUUCCCGUUCGAGUGCAGAGGCUGAGUUACGGUGGUUGCUUCAGGACUUUGGCGUUUCUGUCACUACACCUACUCUUCUACUAUCUGACAGUACAGGUGCAGCAUUGCACGCGACCCUGUGAAGCAUGAGCUCACCAAGCAUAUUGGUGUUGAUGCUUUUUAUGUGCGUGCUGGUGUGCAGGAUCGGGUUAUUGGUCUUCAGUAUGUGCCUUCCGAGUUAUAGUUGGCGGAUUUCUUUACGAUGGCCCAGACUAGAGCACAGCAUGGCUUCUAUCUCUCCAAACUCAGUGUUGUUUAUCCACCAUGAGUUUGACGGGGGGUGUUAGAGUACUAUAUAUAGCCAUGUAGCCUUUUGUAUUUACCCCAUUGUAUAAGAGGUCUUUUGCAUAAUUCCUGCACCUGUACAUGUAUAUAUACUGUCCUAUGGCUGGUAUGGCGCUGCUAGGAGGGCGCGAGAGGGCCGGCCGGGGGCCUUUUUGCCCACGGCCGGGCAAGAGGGAAGGGAUUUCCUUCUUAAUUCUUGC
Triticum dicoccoides is the source of this 4406-nucleotide messenger RNA. RefSeq lists its product as uncharacterized. The transcript has 3 exons. The record is from RefSeq and is a predicted model, not a curated record. Bases 64 to 789 code for a protein of 241 amino acids. Lineage: Eukaryota; Viridiplantae; Streptophyta; Magnoliopsida; Poales; Poaceae.